AUGGAGCUGGACAUUCGCCAAUACCUGGAGAAAGCAAAGCAACUACAAGACACCGAGGCUCUGCAGUCUGCUUACCGGUUGCUGAGAGGCUCCGCGGCGGCUGGAAGCAGAGGACGAGCUCCGCACGUCUCCGAAGAGUUGUACGUGGUUUGCUCGGAAGCAGCCCUCCAGCUGGGUUGUUUGGAGAUCAGCACGGCGUGCCUAAAGACGUACUUUGAAGGGAAUCCGCCGGCUGAUCAGUUGUUGUGCCGGGCCUUCCUCUGCCAGGGCCAGCUGAAGUCUCCGCCAGCCACGGCCACUGUGGAAGACUUUGAAGAGGCGGUGAUGUGUUUUCUGAAAGCAAUUGAAAUUUCAAAGCAAGAACCAAGAUACCACUCUCUGGUUUUCAAUGCGUCGGUGCUGUAUUUCCAAACAGUGCGUCCUCUCCUGCAGCCGGGGCGGUGCCUCCACCUGGUGCACUCCCUCAGGCAGGUGGUGCAGAGUCUGGAGGAGGUGGAGGACCAAGACUACAGCUGGAGGGCUGAACUCAUGAUACACCUGGUCAAAUGUCUUGUAGACGCUGGGGAACGUGAGGACGCUGCAAGUUUUGCCAAAGUUACUGAAGAAUUCAUCAAGUCACAUAUUCCACAAGUCUAUCCACAACUUUUUAAAAUACAGGUACAACACAAGCUGUCAGAGAGUGGCGUCCUCCUCGAAAGGAGCAGGCAGAACAGUGAAUUAACGGUCAUGUACAAACUGCAAGAACUCAAAAAGAAUGUGCUGACAGAGGCAGAUUCUGCUGAGCUUGAGGAGAUUUUCGAUCUGCUGCUGGUUCGUACCAGAAUGCCCGGCGCGCCUGCGACGUCGAGCAGUCCACAGUGUCCCUCACCCAUGCAGCCACCCCACAGAGUUGCCUUCCUCCUGGAGCUGGCUCUGCUGGCCUUGCAAGUCAAGCAUCAGAAAGUCGCUGCCGACUGUUUGAAAGAGCUCAAGUCGGUGGGAGAGGCUAGCGCCGACCAACGCAUAAUAAUGGAAUGUGUCAACUGUGAACUCAACCUCCUGAAGAAGGACGCGAAGAUGAGCGACUACUCCAAAGCCAGCGUGGAGGCCCGUCUGAAGGAGGUGGGCAGGUUGGAUCAGUGGCUGCAGACUGCGCUGAGGGAGGGGCCCCCCCAGGCGGUGCAGGCAGUGUGUGCCACGCAGUGGGCCCUCUGCCUGCCCCUGCUGCAGCACAACCUGAGGAAACGUGUCAAGCAGCCUCUGCUGCGGCUGGCCGGCGCUCUCGAAAACAUGCAAAGCAUGUUCCUGGAGAUGCGCUGUCACGUCCACUUGGAGCUUGCAGUGAUUGAGGAGGAGGAGGGGCGCCUCGAGGCCUCUUCGACUCACCUCCGGAAAGCCCUGCUGCUGGAUAACGGCGCCCUGCGAGAGCGCCUGUCGUCAGCUCUGCGCGUCUCAGAGCUCAGACAGACCGUGUACCAAACACCCUCCCGCGUCGAAGAUCAAGCCUUAAUGCUGAUGCAGCAGAUCAAAGAGAUGCAGCCUGAAGACAGAGCAAACAGUCGUCCCAUGCUGGUCGCUGCAGGGCUCCUUUUGGCUCCCGACGACUUUCAGAUGGUUCUGGAUGCAGACGACACAUCGCAAAUUUCCGAAGGCGGUGCUGGAUGCAGACCAGUGGCUGGGCUUGCUGCACAGGCUCAGCGUCACUCCACAUGUGUGCAGAAGGCAGAUGGACACCUGGCCAGGCCAGGCGCUGACGCAGACGACACAGAGAGGGUCAACCUGUGGGCAACGCUCUCAAAGACAGCCAGGAAGCUGGAGGUGUGGGACGUGUGUCGGGCCGCUUGCCGCUUCUGUUUGCUUUACGAUGAUGGAAGAUGGAAAAUUUCCAAGAGUGACAAGUGCAGCUGUUCGGAGGGGGAAAGCUGCACUGAAUGUCUUCCCAGCUGCAGUGGAACCCGGAACUGUGUGAACAUGCUACGUCUCCUCGCUGAAAUUCACUUCAUCAGUGCAGAGGCCACCAUCCAGAAGCUGCUGGCGGAGGGCGUGCGGCUCAACAGUCCUGCUGUUCUCCCAGCAGAGCCACACGUGCCAGAGGAAGACUCACCCUGGAUCAUUUACAGAGAGUGGAUUCAGGCUCUGUCUGCCCAGGCCACCUCCAGUUUCUUGCGAGCGGGGGAGCUUGGUGCACAGAUCCGAGAGCCGUGGGUCGUGGCCAACGCAGCCAUUUACCUGUGGAACCAUAAUAGCCACGUGCUGGCAGCCGGGGACCACCAGCACCUAAUCCCCGCCUUCCAGAGAGUGCUGGAGAUGCUCCAAAACACCGAGCACGCCGGGAACCGUGCUCUGUUUGUGUUGCUGUGCGACGCCGUGGCCCGGGGGCUGAUCCAGCCUCUGUCUGGACCAGACAGCGCCGAGGCAGCUCCAGCAGCUCCAGCAGCAGACAAGGGCAAAAGCAGAGGUGAGAAGGGGAUGGAGAAGGCUGCCAGCGUCCACGGGGCUUUCCUGGACCCCGCUGCCCUGCAGGAUGUCCGCAAAGCAUUGGAGCUGUGUGAGCACGCCCUUCGUCUGUCCACAUGCCACGGUCCUGGGGAGGCCGUCCCCCUGGCUGCAAGAAAGCAGGUGCUGGCCACAUGGGUGCAGAUCAAGAGACUCCUGCAGCAGCAGAUUGGUUCAAAGCUGGACGUGCUGAAAGAUGAGAGCGAGAGCGAGGACGAGUCGGCGGCGAUGCGCGUGCUGGUCGGAGUGGAGAUGUUCCAGUGCAACAGGGACCCCAGGCAGAUGGAGUCCUCCACUCCCAGCCUCUCCACGCUGGUGAGCAUGGCGUCGGCGUGCAGCUGGUGCGACGCGGCGGUGGAGCUGCAGGUGUGGUGCCAGCUGGCCGCCUCCUGCCACCGUGUCAAGGAGCACAGCCUGGUGCUGAGCUGCACCCAGACCGCUCUGCAGCUGGAGGAAGCGGCGCUGAGGAGCCUCGGCAGCGCGGCCUGCGCUUUGUACAGUGUGACGGCGGUGAAUGAGCUGCUGAGCACUGCAGCCUGUCUGAGAGGGCAGAGUUUGGUGCACGAGUCCCGUGGAGAUCUGCACGCUUAUAGAGAGGCCAUGAAGGUGCUGCUCUCCAGUGUCAGCUUUGCGGAGAAGGCUGACAAUCCGGCAUUGUGUGCCACAACUGCCAGGCAUUACUGGAACGCCUGUCUGCCCCUGACACACAGCCCCGAGGAAAGACGGCAGCUGGAAGAGCCCCUGGAGACCAUCCUUAAUGCCCUCAGUCAGACCACCAAGCAUACAAAUAAACACAGCAAAGUCAAGAGUGAGCUGACCUCCACACAGCAGUCUCUCCACGCUUCAAAACAGGAAACUACACGUGAAGAGGAUUCAUCUCUGAGAGCUGCCAUUUAUGGUCUGCUGCUGAACAUCCACGCUGACAGAGGAGACUCUGCAAGUGCUCUGCUGCUGCUGGACAAAGCGAUCAGAGACAUGCCUCGCUCCAGGCACCGGCUGUCUCUGCUUAAAUAUCGAAUUCUGGUGAAAGCGCACCGGGGAGAAAGCAUCCAGUCGCACAUGCAGAAGCUGGAGGAUGAAGGAGAGCUGUGCUGUUCUUCCAUGUGGCAGCAGGUGGCGCUGUGUGCCAGCACCAUAACCCAACAGCUGGCCUGCUACCAGAAAGCCAUCACCUCUCUCAUGAGUCCAGAGUCUUGGUGGCUGAAGGUCUGCGUCCUGCUGGAGUUCGGUCAGUGGCUGUACAGUCACAACUUCCCCACAGCGGACGCCCAGCAACACGUCCAGUGGGCCGUAGACAUCCUGCUGCUCCUGGAGGCUGAGGAGGCAGAGGAAGCAGAGGAUGAUUCCACAAAGCGGAGGCUGAGCUCGGUGGAGUGUGAGCCGCCGGUCGGAGUCCAGAGCUCCGUAUUCAGUCAGAACGUGUCCAGCCUGAAGGAGGUGCGUCGCCUCGACUCUUUGAUCCAAGCGCACACUCUCCUCGCCGUCAUGGUAGGCAGGACGUCACCCGAGCACCAGCUCAACCUCCUGCGAGCUCACACCUUCGUGCUCAGAAUAUGGCAGGUUUCAAUCUCAGUAGCUUGUGAGAUUUCCAGUGAGAUGGCAAAGAGUCAGACAUUCCACCCUCCUCCCUCUGCAGGAUCCAAAAAGGGCAAAGACAAGGGCAAAGUCAAAAAACCCACCCCUGCAGAUGAGGCCAAAGCACGGGGUCUGGAUCUGACAGUCCCGUCCACGCCCGGGGAUGGGCUCGCUACGUCUGUACCCGACCAGGUCAGGGAGAUUUUCCGAGGCAGCGACAGCCCUCACUGUAUCAAUGCUCAC
Messenger RNA from Salarias fasciatus (jewelled blenny), 4293 nucleotides. Its product is annotated as cilia- and flagella-associated protein 46-like. NCBI's taxonomy places the organism in Eukaryota, Metazoa, Chordata, Actinopteri, Blenniiformes, Blenniidae. The record is from RefSeq and is a predicted model, not a curated record. Gene Ontology annotation, biological process: axoneme assembly; cilium movement involved in cell motility.